This is a messenger RNA of Laetiporus sulphureus 93-53, 285 nucleotides long. RefSeq lists its product as uncharacterized. Lineage: Eukaryota; Fungi; Basidiomycota; Agaricomycetes; Polyporales; Laetiporaceae. The transcript has 3 exons. The record is from RefSeq and is a predicted model, not a curated record. The coding region runs from base 1 to 285 and encodes 94 amino acids.
AUGACAACUGCUGUCAAACCUACUCGGAAGGGCAGUGUGCUUGGGGUCAAGGCCAUUGCAGAGGAGAAUCGCAAAGCAGAGGAGAGGCAGGCAAUGAGGGUGGCAGGAUUUGGCCCUGAGUCUCACAAAGCACUGGCAGAAAUUAGAGGAGACAUCGCACCUGAGGUAGACUCUGCUGCUGCCUUAGAUGAUGCAGUGAUGGAGAUCCAGGAGAUGAGAAGGGAGGACGACCAUGAGUGGAAGGAUACAGCUCAGGAGGAUGACUCAUUCAUCCAUGCUGUGUGA